AUGAGGAGUAGCUUCUGCGAGCAAUCAGGAAUAGACAGUGAGGAGGCAAUUCAUCAGACCGCCCAGAUUCAGGCCCUUGAUCUCACCACCUCGGCUCGCACUAUCUACCUUCCCCCCCCCUCUCCCCUCCUCCCCCCCCCUCCCCCGCGCCCACACCUUCCCCCCCACGUUUCGCCGUCCCCCUUUUCCCCUUUCCCAUUCCUCCCGCCAUGCGCUCCCGCCUUCCCCUUUCCCCGCCCUCCCUCCGCAUCCGUCCCUCCGCCUGCCUCUCCCCGUCCGGCGGGAGGCGCAUGGCAGCAGCGCCGACCUCUGCCGUUUGAGGCGGCUUCAGAGGGGUUCCUGGCAGCAGCGUUGACCCCUGCCCCGGUGCCAACCAGGUUAGCUGCCCCUUCCGCCCGCCCUAUGCCCCUUCCGCCCGCCCUAUGCCCCUUCCGCCCGCCCCACUCCCACCGCUCGCCCCACGCCCUUACCUCCAGCCCUACGCGUCUCGCCUUUUGCUGCCGCGCUCUCCACUCGCCUUUUGCUGCCGCACUCUCCACUCGCCUCCCCUCCCUACCUUGUCCCAGCAAGGCGGGAUGCUUCAGCCGGGGCGACUACUGCGACGGGGUGAAGAACUGCGCAGACGGCAGCGACGAGUGGCCGUGGAUAUGCAGCUUCGACAUGGACUGUGGCGCACUCAACGCCACGCACGUCCUCUGCCCGGACUCCCCCAGCGUCUGCAUCCUUCCCGGGCAGUACUGCGACGGAAAAACUGACUGCCCGGACGCGCUUGACGAAAACCCCGGCUUCUGCGCGAAUUUUACCUGCCCGAGAAACAGCCUCCGCUGCCCGGGGCUGAGCACGUGCAAGCCGGGAGGAGCGCUGUGUAACGCCGUCCCCGACUGCCCGGGAAAACUUGCUGGGAGUGUGGCUGUGGAUGAAGAUCCGGCCUUCUGCCGGGGAUAUACUUGCCCGAAGGGGUCCUCUAAGUGCAGUGAUAACCUGCAGUGUGUGGAUGAUGUGUUGCGGUGCAAUGGAGUGAAGGAAUGCAAGGAUGGGAGUGACGAGGUGGGGUGUGACAAGUGGAACUGCACCAAGGGGUUCCGCAAGUGCAAGGACCAGCUGCAGUGCGUGUCCAAGCUCAACUGGUGCAACAAAGUUGCCGACUGCAAAGAUGGCUCUGAUGAGGCAACCUGCGUUCCCCUCAGCACCCCAGACGGCACCGGCAGCGGCACUUUUGGCCCUGGCAGUGGCGGUAGUGGUGCCGGCAAACCAGGGACCGGCGGCACUGGCAGUGGCGGCAGUGGUGCCGGUAAGCCAGGAGGGGGCACUGGCACUGGCACUGGCAGUGGUGCUGGUAAGCCGGGGGGCACUGGCAGUGGCGGCAGUGGUAGUGGUGCUGGCAAACCAGGCGGGGGAAGUGGGAGUGGCAGUGGGAGUGGCAGCGGUGCUGGCAAGCCAGGGGGAGGAAGCGGCAGUGGGGGAAGCGGCAGUGGUGCCGGCAAACCAGGGGGCGGUGGGGGCAGUGGCAGUGGUGGCAGUGGCGCCGGCAAGCCAGGGGGUGGCAGUGGCGGGGGGGGCAGUGGUAGUGGUGCCGGCAAACCAGGGGGCGGCAGUAGCAGUGGGGGCAACAAAGGUGGUGGCACUGGCAGCUCGGGAGGCAAGACCAGCGGAUCCGGCUCCUCGGGAGGUUCCUCUGGGGGUUCUGUGAAAAAACCCUCUCCACCCAAGUCAACCCCUCCUAAAACAUCCCCUAAGCCACCUGCCAAAUCCCCCCCAAAACCGCCCCCUAAGACCUCUCCCAAGCCCCCGACUAAGCCGGGCACCAAGCCCCCUGCUAAGAACCCUCCCCGCACGCAGGGUCCCUCGACUGGAGGGUCGUCGUCGGACUCUGGUACUCGUAAGAAUGUUGCACCCAAGUAUCCCGAUGCAAAGAAUGACGGCAAGAGGAGCAUUACCAUCACCAUUCGACUAUGA
Messenger RNA from Closterium sp. Naga37s-1, 1956 nucleotides. NCBI's taxonomy places the organism in Eukaryota, Viridiplantae, Streptophyta, Zygnematophyceae, Desmidiales, Closteriaceae. The record is from the annotation of a GenBank genome assembly.